GCCCAGCUCGGCGUGGGGACUCGGCGCAGUGGGAGCAGGUGGCUGUGUCGGAGAGGAGGGCGAGCGACGUCCGGGGGGGAGAGAGAAAGAAAAGAGGAAGCAGCCGAGCCACCCGAGGGGGCCUCUCCAUGGCGACGGCGCGUGCUUGCGAAGGGCCUUCCUCUUCCCCGGCUCCCCCUCACCCGCCUCCUCUCUUCGUCGCCGCGCCGACCGCGGUCCCUUUUGGGGCGGCCGGAAUGUGAGCGGGAGGCGCCGGCGCUGCAGGUUUCAGUUUAGCAUCCCCUUGUCUUCAGUACCAGCAGCAGCUUUGUUCCAUAAUCAAUGUGACGUUUUGGAAUGCCUCAGCAACCAACGAAAUGAUUCGGAGUAGUGGAAAACAUUAUUUCUACGUUGGUCUGAUAUUGGCUAUGAGCUCGAGCCUUUUCAUUGGUGGGAGUUUCAUCCUGAAGAAGAAAGGACUCCUUCGACUGGCCAGAAAAGGCUCCAUGAGAGCAGGUCAAGGUGGCCAUGCGUACCUUAAAGAAUGGCUGUGGUGGGCUGGACUGCUGUCUAUGGGAGCUGGAGAAGUUGCAAACUUUGCUGCCUAUGCAUUUGCACCAGCUACACUGGUGACUCCAUUAGGAGCACUCAGUGUUCUUGUAAGUGCCAUUCUUUCAUCAUACUUUUUAAAUGAGAAACUUAAUCUACAUGGAAAAAUUGGAUGUUUGCUAAGUAUUACGGGUUCCACUGUGAUGGUUAUUCAUGCACCCCAAGAAGAGGAAGUAGAAACGUUGAAUGAAAUAUCCCACAAGCUAGGCGAUCCAGGUUUUGUGGUCUUUGUAACUCUCAUAGUCAUUGUAUCCUUGAUACUAAUCUUUGUGGUGGGACCACGGCAUGGGCAAAGCAACGUUCUUGUGUACAUAACAAUCUGCUCAGUCAUUGGAGCUUUGUCUGUUUCCUGUGUCAAAGGCUUGGGCAUUGCGAUAAAAGAACUUUUUGCUGGAAAACCUAUGCUGAAACAUCCUUUGGCCUGGAUUCUGCUGCUAAGCCUUGUUGUCUGCGUUAGCACACAAAUCAACUAUUUAAAUCGGGCCCUGGAUAUAUUCAACACUUCUAUUGUGACACCAAUCUAUUAUGUAUUCUUCACAACAUCUGUUUUAACUUGUUCUGCUAUUCUAUUUAAGGAGUGGCAAAACAUGGCUGCUGAUGACAUUAUUGGCACGUUUAGUGGCUUUCUCACUAUAAUAGUGGGGAUAUUUUUAUUGCAUGCUUUUAAGGAUGUCAACUUCACUCUAGCAAAUUUGCCUGUCUCCCUGCAUAAAAAUGACAGAGGAACAAACGGCUCUUUGCCAGCCCCAUACGAACACUUUAAUCACGAUGAAGAGAUUGCAACUCAUGUAGGUGAUCUUCAGUCCAUGGAAGGAAUGUCCUCUAGGAGAAAUGGAAACCUUACAGCUUAAGAAAAAUUCUGUAACUGUGUUCCAUUGUUAAAAGUCAAUUUUAAGCGCUUGUCAUAAAAAUGUAUUUAAAUAGUAUGUGUAGACAAUCGUUCCUUUUUAGGUUUGGUUAGCUUGGACCAAGCAGAGUGGUGGAUUUUUAUUUUAUUUUCAUUAAAAAAAAUUAAACCUCAAAACAUGUUUUGAGUUCCAUGUACAUAUUAAAUUUUGGUUUAAGAC
Gekko japonicus is the source of this 1655-nucleotide messenger RNA. It is a transcript of the gene NIPA2, whose product is annotated as non imprinted in Prader-Willi/Angelman syndrome 2. Gene Ontology annotation, biological process: magnesium ion transport. Bases 357 to 1439 code for a protein of 360 amino acids. The transcript is spliced from 6 exons. NCBI's taxonomy places the organism in Eukaryota, Metazoa, Chordata, Lepidosauria, Squamata, Gekkonidae. The record is from RefSeq and is a predicted model, not a curated record. Gene Ontology annotation, cellular component: membrane. Gene Ontology annotation, molecular function: magnesium ion transmembrane transporter activity.